AUGAACGAGUUUGAUAAACAAAUUGUUGUCAAGAAUUUGGUGGCAUCUCAAAGAUGUGGUGUGUGUCUAAUUGAGGAGACAAAAAUUCAGUACAUGUCUGACUGGUUUGUUAGGCAGCUGUGGUAUGAUGAUAAUUUUGACUGGAAUUAUAUUCCACCAGUAGGAAGUAGUGGAGGAAUGUUAUGCAUUUGGGAUAGUAUCAAGUUUAAAAAAUUGCAGGAAAGAUUGGGAUUUAACAACAUUACGACUGUGUUUUCUAACAUAAGUAAUGAUUUUCAAUGGGUUGUAACUAAUGCCUAUAGUCCUUGUGAGUACAAUUUUUGGAGUGAUUUUUGGGAUGAUAAGAAUGAAGCUAGAAGGUGGUGGAAUGGUCCAAUAUGUAUAGCUGGAGAUAUGAACGCAGUGAGAACUAAUGAAGAGAGAAACAGAGGGGAUGGAGACAGCAGGAAUGUGGUGUUUCUCAAUAACUUCAUUACGGAGCAUGCUCUGAUUGGUCAACCUUUGAUUGGGGGAUCUUUUACUUGGUUUCACAACCAUUCUUUUCCUCUCUUGUGCAGGUUAGAUAGAUUCUUGUUCGACCAUCUUUUUGAGGAGGCAUAUCCAAAUGCUCUUCAAAUCGCAGACCCUGAAGUACGUUCAAUAAUUGAUAGUGAGAAGAAUCGUCAGUUUAACAGCUUGGAGCUCAUUGCUUCAGAGAAUUUUACAUCUCGCACAGUGAUGGAAGAUGUGGGUUCUUGUCUCACAAACAAGUAUUCAGAAGGGCUUCAUGGUAAAAGGUACUAUGGUGGCAAUGAGUACAUUGAUGAGCUAGAGACACUUUGUCAACAAAGGGCUUUGGCUGCAUUUCACUUAGACCCAAAGAAAUGGGGAGUUAAUGUCCAACCUCUGUCUGGUUCUCCUGCUAACUUUGAAGUUUACACUGCACUUCUCAACCCACAUGACCGUAUUAUGGGUCUGGAUCUUCCUCAUGGAGGUCACUUGUCACAUGGAUUUAUGACUCCUAAAAGACGGGUAUCUGGGACUUCGAUUUAUUUUGAAUCGAUGCCCUACCGUCUUGAUGAAUCAACAGGCCUUAUUGAUUAUGAUAUGCUUAAGAAAACUGCCACCCUCUUUCGACCAAAACUCAUCAUUGUUGGUGCUAGUGCUUAUCCUCGUGAUUUCGAUUAUCCUCGAAUGAUAAAGAUUGCAGAUUCUGUUGGGGCUUUUCUCAUGAUGGAUAUGGCUCACAUAAGUGGUCUCGUUGCUGCAUCUGUACUUGCCGACCCAUUUGAAUACUGUGAUGUUGUAACAACCACCACUCACAAGUCAUUACGAGGUCCCAGAGGUGGCAUGAUUUUCUUCAAGAAAGAUCCUGUUCUUUGGGUUGAUAUGGAAUCUGCGAUUAACAAUGCUGUUUUCCCAGGG
Molecule: messenger RNA, 1404 nt
Organism: Papaver somniferum (opium poppy)
Lineage: Eukaryota; Viridiplantae; Streptophyta; Magnoliopsida; Ranunculales; Papaveraceae
Product: serine hydroxymethyltransferase 3, chloroplastic-like
Exons: 7
Biological process (GO): L-serine catabolic process; folic acid metabolic process; tetrahydrofolate interconversion
Cellular component (GO): cytoplasm
Molecular function (GO): zinc ion binding; glycine hydroxymethyltransferase activity; cobalt ion binding
Source: RefSeq, a predicted model, not a curated record